Zonotrichia albicollis (white-throated sparrow) is the source of this 435-nucleotide messenger RNA. The record is from RefSeq and is a predicted model, not a curated record. Lineage: Eukaryota; Metazoa; Chordata; Aves; Passeriformes; Passerellidae.
AUGGGGGGGCUGUGCCAUGAGGACAGGCUCUGGAGGAAGGACUUGUCCUGCUCCUGGGCUCAGUGCAGAGGCACAGGGGAGCCCCUGCAGUGCAGAGCCCCCCUGAGCCUCUUCUGCUUCCCUUCCCAGCUGGGCAGGGAGAGCCUCAGCUUCUCCUUCACGGUGGAGCGGGACAUCCCCGUGCGGGGCCUGAAGCCAGCCCAGGUGAAGGUCUAUGACUACUACGAGACAGAUGAGUUUGCCACACAGGAAUACAGUGCUCCCUGCGCCACAGUCGAGGCAGAACAAGGAAAUUCCUGAAGAAUGCAUCUUGUCGGAGCCUUGCUGUAUCAGCUCAUGUAUUUCUGCCCCUGGAAGGUCUUGUUAAGGAUGGGAUAUUGAAAAGUUAGAGGAGGACACCUCAAAAGCAAAAACAAAGCAACACUGUAAAUAAAU